This is a messenger RNA of Bombus impatiens (common eastern bumble bee), 5882 nucleotides long. It is a transcript of the gene mon2, whose product is annotated as protein MON2 homolog. The record is from RefSeq and is a predicted model, not a curated record. Bases 1 to 4941 code for a protein of 1646 amino acids. Lineage: Eukaryota; Metazoa; Arthropoda; Insecta; Hymenoptera; Apidae. The transcript has 25 exons.
AUGGCGAGUUCAGCUAUCGGAACUAAUUCGGAAAAUACUUCAAAAUUUUUGGAAUCGUUACAAACUGACUUGAAAGUUCUCGCCUCUGAGACGAAGAAGAAAUAUCCACAAAUCAAGGAAUCGUGCGAAGAAGGAAUUGCAAAAAUAAGGACAGCUUCGAAUACUUCGGGUGCUCCAAUUUAUUAUAUCGUUAAUCAAAUCUUAUAUCCUUUGGUUCAAGGUUGUGAGAGUAAAGAUGUAAAAAUUAUAAAGUUUUGUUUAACUAUGAUGCAAAAAUUAAUUACACAACAAGCUAUUGAUCAAAAAGGUGCCCGUUAUAUCACAGAUACGUUAUGGAUGUUAAUGGAAUCUGGAACGGAAGAAGUUAAAGUUUUACAAACUGUAACUCUUUUACUAACUAGCAACACUGUGGUUCAUGGAGAAACACUUGCAAGAAAUUUAGUUUUGUGUUUUCGCUUACAUUUUACGAAAGAUUCCACAACAAUUAAUACAGCAGGAGCCACAGUAAGACAGUUAGUGUCAUUAGUAUUUGAGCGCGUAGUUGCAGAAGAUGAACAAAGUCCUGAUCAAGAAGAUUCAGAUGAAAUAAAUUUGGAGGAAUUAAAAAUUCCUACUAAUCAGGCACCUAAAAGUUUAGGACCAUGUGCUGCUGAUGCAUAUUUAAUGUUUCAAGACUUAGUACAAUUAGUAAAUGCAGAUCAACCUUACUGGUUAAUUGGGAUUACAGAAAUGACACGUACCUUUGGACUAGAAUUGCUAGAAUCUGUUCUAACAAAUUUUUCAUCAGUAUUUUUUAAGCAUCCAGAAUUUAGCUUUCUACUAAAGGAGAGAGUGUGUGCCCUUGUAAUUAAAUUAUUUUCCCCUAAUAUCAAAUAUCGCAAUUCGGUACCGGCAUCACUACAACAAGCUACACCUUUAGAUAAACCUUAUUUUCCUAUUAGCAUGCGGCUCCUUCGAGUUGUUUCUAUUUUGAUACAAAAAUAUCAUUCUCUUUUGGUGACAGAAUGUGAGAUAUUUUUGUCCCUAAUUGUUAAAUUUUUGGAUCCUGAUAAACCAACAUGGCAAAGAGCCUUAGCUUUAGAAGUUUUACAUAAAAUGACAGUACAAUCUGAUCUUCUUACAAAUUUCUGUGAAUGUUAUGACUUAAAACCUCAUGCAACCAACAUUUUUCAAGAUAUUGUCAAUAGUUUAGGUGCCUAUGUACAUAGUCUUUUUGUUAAUCCCCAGAUGAUGAACCAAACCAAUAUAACGACAAGUACAACGAUUCCACAAAGUACGGCUUCUCCGUUAUUUACGGGAAUGCCUAUAGGUCCUGGUGUUUCACCUCAACCUGGUUUUUAUUCACGCGGCAUUUGGUUGCCGGUAGUUGCAACAUUUACAAGUGGUCAAGCUAAAUCAACCUAUCUGGACAUGCUUGAUAAGGUCGAACCGCCACAGAUUCCUAUCGGUUAUGGAAUAAGUGUAGCAUAUGCAUGCUUAUUAGAUAUUAUACGAUCCAUAGCUCUCGCAAUCAAUGGUACUAAUGAAGUUGUAACUGGGAAUCAAUUGUACAAACCUAAUGAAUUUGAACGGAAACUUCAUACUCAGCUCAUUAAUUCUAGUUGGUGUGGCCUGCUAGCAGCAUUAAGUCCUCUUAUAGAUGCAAGCACCGAUGAAUCUGCAACAGAAAAUGUGUUAAAAGCUAUUCAAACUUUUGCAUCGCUGUGUGGACAAUUAGAGUUGCAGACUCCGCGUGACGCUUUCAUUACUGCAAUAUGUAAAGCAUCAUUGCCUCCUCAUUACGCAUUGACUGUGUUAUACAAUGCUCCUCAAGGUAUACCGAGUGCAAGACAACAAGAAUCCACUCAGUACAAUGUGACUAUUGGUGAACCAGAUUAUAGACAACAGGUUGUAGCUGUUGGUACUCCUCUACCCACUGCGUCUCUACCAGUUGGUGCACAUCAAGGUCCAGUUAUGUUAACGGCAAAAAAUUUACAAUGUAUGCGUGCAUUAUUAUCACUUGCACAUUGCCAUGGAAGCAUACUUGGUGGUGCAUGGCAUUUGGUACUUACAACACUACAACAUCUUGUCUGGAUACUUGGUUUGAAGCCUUCUACUGGAGGAUCCUUAAAAGCAGGAAGAACCGCUGCCGAUCCAAAUGCAGUACUUACAAACGCAGUUAUGGCAGAUUUGCCUGUACUUAGCGCCAUGCUUAGCAGGCUAUUCGAAAGUAGUCAACAUCUUGAUGAUGUAGCUUUACAUCACUUGAUAGACGCACUUUGCAAGUUGAGCCACGAAGCUAUGGAAUUAGCUUACUCUAAUAGAGAACCCUCCCUGUUUGCUGUGGCUAAACUUUUAGAAACUGGUUUGGUAAACUUACCACGGGUAGAAGUUUUAUGGAGACCAUUAACAAAUCACUUGCUGGAAGUUUGUCAACAUCCGCAUAUUCGUAUGCGAGAAUGGGGGGUCGAAGCUAUUACAUAUCUUGUAAAAAUGGCACUUCAGCACAAAUAUCCACAACCUUUGCGCGAUAAUCAAAAAUUGCAGACUUUACUUUUAGGACCAUUAUCAGAAUUAUCAUCAGUUCGCCAUGGAGAUGUAAGACAACGACAGCUAGAGUGCGUUUUACAAGUGUUACAUGGAGCAGGAGAAACACUAUAUCAUGGCUGGCCUUUGGUACUUGGUAUUAUUGGAGCAGUAUCUGAUCAUCACGGAGAAGCUUUAGUUCGUAUAGCAUUUCAAUGUUUACAAUUGGUAGUAACUGAUUUCCUACCAGUAAUGCCUUGGCGAUGUCUUCCACUUUGUGUUGACACAGCCGCAAAAUUCGGUUCUCAGACACAAGAAUUAAAUAUUUCAUUAACUGCUGUCGGAUUAAUGUGGAAUAUAAGCGAUUAUUUUUAUCAAAACCAAGAGAAGCUUUGUGUAUCUCUGAAGGGAGAUUCAUCGUCGGUGUUUCCAGACUUUCCUGGUACAACAAAUAUGCCACCUUUUGACAAACUUUGGAUGUGUUUAUAUGCAAGAUUAGGUGACUUAUGUGUGGAUCCUCGGCCCGCCGUGCGCAAAUCAGCUAGUCAAACUCUGUUUUCUACAAUAUCUGCACAUGGUAGUUUGUUACAUCAGCCGACAUGGCAAGCUGUACUUUGGCAGGUUCUUUUUCCAUUGCUAGAUAAAGUAAGAAGUUUAUCUAACUCCGCCAGUAGUGAGAAGGUAGAUACUAGUGGAAACAUACUUAUUCAUCACAGCAGAAAUACAGCACAGAAACAGUGGGCGGAAACGCAGGUAUUGACUUUGAGUGGUGUUGGCAGAGUAUUUAAUACCAAGCGGCAGUUGUUACAAAUGUUGGGCGAUUUUCCUAGAGCUUGGUCUCUUUUAUUAGAAUUUAUAGAAAAUUCUGCACUUAGUAAAAAUAACGAGGUAUCAUUGGCAGCUUUAAAAUCAUUUCAAGAGAUUUUAUAUCUCCAAAAAGGAAGUGACAAUAACGAAGUGAUUCAGUCAAAUGAUUCCGAAGCAUUAUGGAUCGUUGCAUGGCGUGUAUGGUUGAAUAUUGGAAUGGAAAGUACAACACCCCCUCAAGAAGGGGAAACGGAACCUUAUGUACCAUCACAAGCAUUUUUAACAGCAUUGGUUCAUAUAUUUCCAGCUGUUUUCCAACACAUCAGAAACAAAUUCACUGGCCCAGAUUUGCAAAAACUUUGCAUUGUGUUAAAAAAUGCAGUUGCAGUUCCAGUACAUGGUGAAUCAACGCCAUAUAUUUUGCCUACAAUGCCAGAUGUAGUUCUCACUCAUUUACAAGAUGGUGUACUUCAUUCAAUGGAGCUUUUACAAAAAGAAGCAUUAAAUGGACCCGAUAAUUUGCGAACAAUGAUUGUUUUAAUAUUUCUUCAGCUUUUGAGUUUUUCAAAGCUGGCUUGUGAAGCUCCCACCUAUGGUAAAAUCCCAACGAAACACAUCUCUCAAAUUAGAGGCGUAUCUGCUGAUUGGGUGACUAUGAAUUAUGUUCCUUUUGGAGAGAAAGCUUUAUCAAUGGUUGUAACAUUAUAUCAAAAGACAGCACCUGAAAUGGCAGUUAUAGAUGGACAAGUUUUAAAGCAUAUUAUAGAAGCAUUGCAUGUACCUUUGUCAAUGAAGUAUGCUUGCCCGUCACCAACAACUUGGAAAUUGGCUGUUACUAGUUUGCUUGCCGUUUUACAUACUGGCUUACCUUUAGCCAGGAAAUAUCCAGAACAAUUUCAAAAUAUGUGGCCGGAACUAGCGAAUACAUUAGAUGAUUUCCUAUUUCCGAAAAGUAUAUUAAAUAUAGAACGAGGUGUCGAAGAAAUUCAAGCGGAUGAAGCUGUAGAUUGUCAAGUGAUGGAACUUUUACGAGAUGAGGUUUUACCACAUUCUCAAUACAUACCUCAUCAGUUUAUUUUGCGAGUAGUUAUGUUAUUAAACAAAGGCUCCAUACACUCAGCGACUACAACAAAUAUUGAAAAUAGCGGCGAAACUAAGUUAAGAGAGGAAUUCGCAAAAACGUGUUUUGAAACAUUACUUCAGUUUUCUCUAUUGGAUGGACUAAAUAAUGAAUCAGAUCAUGACACAACCAAAAGUCCUGAAAACGAUGAAGGAGGUGUUGCUGGACGGUUAGCAGUCACUGCGCUCCUUCAUAGGUUUCAAGAAGUUUUACGACGAUAUAUUGAAAAUGAGAGGCGAAGUGGAAAAUGUCCGCUACCUAGAUUAUCAGAAAUUUCUUUUGUUUUGAAAGCUGUUGCAACACUUGUGGUUUCUCUGAAAAAAGCACCACCUAACAAAGUUGAAAGAUCAGUUUGGGAACAACUGAUUGGACUAUAUCCUUGUCUAGUAGAAUGUACAAUAGCUACAGCGUCAGGUCAAGUAUCAAGAUCUUUACGGGAAGCUUUACUACAAUAUCAUGAUCUAUUGAGACCACCGCUUCAUAGUUCCACAACAUCUAAUGGUGUUUGACCAUUGCAUUCUUUGCUCUUAACUCAAGAUAAUAAUGUUUGCUACGCAACCAAGUAGUAAACUUUCUAUAACUGGUUACGUGUGCAAUAAAUUUUGUCAUAAAAUUUUUACUUCCGCGUACACGUUACAAGGUAAAGAAUCUAAGGUGAAGUAUCUUUGAAAAUCUUUAAUUUAUGUAUCUGCCGAAAAGUUUACCAUACAAAUCUUAGAAGUUCUUCAUUACCAUAUAACAAAGGUAAAAACAUUCAUGUUUAUCUUUAUCUACCAUCUUUAUCUUUAUGAUAUAAAUAUUUUAAUUGUGUAAAUUGCAAUAGGUUUUUAUAGAAUAAUGUAUUCAAUUAGCAUGUUAACACUUGAAGUGUUAGCAAUAAUCACUUAAAUAUUUAUUUGACAAUUUAAGAACUUCCAUUCUUUCAAAUACUUUGAUUUCUACAAAUAUGAUUAUAAAAUUUUUUCCUUUUUUAUACAGUUUAUUAUUGUAAGAUUUUAAAGUAACAGAGAACUGCUAUAUAUAGCGUAAUAUUUAUAAAUGGCUGCAUAUAAUUUUUGGUUUAGUUAGUAAUAUUGUCUAUAAUGAGCAAAAACAAAAGUAAUAUAACAUGGUGUCUUAUAUUUGAGUGAAAUAACACAUAAAAACAUGUAGACUUAGGAAGUCGAAGCAAGUAUACAAAAGUUAUGUUAAAUAUGUAUUUGUUUAAGCGCAAAUUGGUUGACUACAAAUUAUACACAUAUGCCAUGCUGCUGUACAUAGUUUAUGUACGACUUGGCUUUUCUAAUACAUAAUGUAAAUAUUGAAUUAAUUGCGAUUAGAGCAUAUAGUACGAUUUUAUAAAUAAUAUAAAAUUACUAUUCGCUAUUCUUACAAUGAUACAAUAUUGAUAAACUAUGAUAUAAUGAUGUAAAUAGCCAUACAAAAAUUCAAUAAAAGUCUGAAAUAUUUA